GAUCCCGGAUCUCACGGAUGGUAGCCAUGUCGUGACCAUCACGUACAUGCCGCUGCUCUCGACCGACAUGGCGUUUGCGCAUCACUUUCAACCGUCGGCGUACGUCUCGCAGCUGCUCCCGCACUGGUGCACGCUCGGCCUCGGGUGCCUCUUGAUUACGAUCGACGGUCUCGACGUACUGAGCGUACCGCUGCACCUCGAUGCGACCUUGCAGCUGGGCAUGGGCGGGCGCGCCUACGUCGGGUUUACGGCCGCGACAGGCGCCGCGACGUGGCAGGUGCACGACAUUCUAUCCUGGACGUUUGACGCCAACCGGCUCGUCUUCUAA
Saprolegnia parasitica CBS 223.65 is the source of this 328-nucleotide messenger RNA. RefSeq lists its product as hypothetical. The record is from RefSeq and is a predicted model, not a curated record. Lineage: Eukaryota; Oomycota; Saprolegniomycetes; Saprolegniales; Saprolegniaceae. The transcript has 2 exons. The coding region runs from base 47 to 328 and encodes 93 amino acids.